This is a messenger RNA of Nerophis lumbriciformis (worm pipefish), 2007 nucleotides long. The record is from RefSeq and is a predicted model, not a curated record. NCBI's taxonomy places the organism in Eukaryota, Metazoa, Chordata, Actinopteri, Syngnathiformes, Syngnathidae.
AUGACUCGUGACGAUCAGCCUCGCAGCACUGUAGAGCAACUGAUCAAACGCUUCCUCCCACAUGUCUGCCAGCGAUUCCUCCUCAGCCAAUCAGAAUCGUUUAACUUGGGCUACGUCACAAUCAGAGGCUUGUUUGGCGCGCUGAGCGGCGCAGUCAUGUUCCUGAUCAUCGCGCCUGGCCUCGCGCUGAACUUUGACCUCAAGUUGAUGACAGGGGCGAUAUUUACAGGCCUGUGCCUGGUAGGCGGGGCCUUGUCAUCAGCCUUCAGGUGCGCCAUCCUGCUGAUGUUUCCCAGCAUGCUCGGCUCCCGCGGACGCACCUUCAUCAUGCUGCUCAUUUUGUCGGCGCUCUAUACAGGUCCGGUGUCCAACAUCCAGCAUAACGUUGAGGCGGCAGCUACGUCUCUGUCUUGCAAUCUAGACCUUCAAGUCCAAAACGCCAAGUUGCUAUGGAAGGAUGCCGUAAAGCCGUUCAGGGAGGUGGCGCAGAGAGUCAUAGAGGGGGAAGAGCAGUUCAAGUCUGACACUGGCAACACCAGAGCUGUGUUUGACGCUAUCCGAAAAGAAGUCUUCGCUCAGGACGGAAAUGACAAGUCCCAGGCAAAAAAUACCAGCACGCAGGAACAAUUUACUUUGGGGACCCUGUCUCGAUGCGAAGGAGUGGUCAAGCAUGGCAUCCAGAGUUGUACUGACUGGUUCGAAAACAAGUAUAAGGAGUGUCUGAAUGCCAUCAACGUGCCCUACAUCAUGCACGCCCUCUGCUGGCCCAUGAAGUUCGAUUUCCUAUGUAACAUCAUGCAAGUGAUGACAGGCUGGUGCGAGGAGAACAUUCCCGUAGAGAAAAAUUUCGGUCAACUGUUCGAUAAACUCGACACUUCAGUCGAUCUUCUCCGCACGCAAUUCAGCAGCCAGCUCGUCGUCAAGGAGCGACAGAAUAAGUCGGCGUUGGAUGGACAACUUAUGGAAGGCGACUUCAAGCGUGAGAUCGAAACUACUAUCCAAAAGCUAACCGCUCGCACCAGUCAAGUCGUGGGAGUUCUGCGCCUCAUCAUGUCCUUCACCUUCAUCUCUAUGUUCACGCAGUCUCUCGGUUACGUGCGAAAAUUCCGAGGAGACCUGUACUUCGAUAACAUGUACGUCACGAAGUACUUCGGCAUCAUUGACCAACGCAGGAUGUCAUCGGGGAAACGGUAUUUGUUGCCCCUGACAAAGUCCGAAAGACGAAAAUUUGUCGACCCCUGGAGUCCUAAAAUACACCCAAAGGAACUCAGAGAAGUGGUGUCAAGCGUCUUUCAGGUGUUGUCCGCCAUUCUUCUGGCCGCGGUUCUGUUUACAGUGGACAUUUCUGUAUUUCGGGUUUUGGAUGUCGUUACCAAACACACGCACACCACUUUUAACUUUUCUAGCAGCCAGAAAGUGGACAUCCAAGUAGACGGAGACUCAAUGAUGGCCCGUCUCCUGAAGAAGUCCUUUGCCGCGUUCAACGUUUCCUCAAGUGUUCGCGUCAUGUCCGAUAACAAGGAUUGCCUGACUCCACCCACUUCCCUGGACGUGUCUGCGUACGGUUGGGUUGGCUGGUGCAUCCUGUUGGCGGCGCUCUUUAGCUGCCUUCAGAUUUACGCUAACCGCCUGCGGAGAGUCAUUGCUGCCUUCUGCUACCCGCGGAGGGAAAAAAAAAGAAUCUUGUUUUUGUACAAUCUCUCCCUGUACAGAAGAAUGUUGCACAAGCCCACGCACACAGAUCACGCCCGCAUACAGGUCCUCAAACUGAUGUCCAAUUAUGCAGAAUAUCAUUCGAAAGUGGUCGCGGUGUUCUCAACAAAAAUGUGUUUGUCCUCAGGCGUGGGCGUGGUUUUCUUGGCUGUGUCGGUGGCUGCGGUGCCUGUCGGUGUGUUUUUGUCAGCUGCGUCUGUGGCAGUGGUGCUGUUGGCCCUGUCAGUGGCAGAAGUGCCAGCCUGCGUGGUUUUCUCGACUGUGUCCGUGGCGACGGGAAAGGUCCAGCUCUGA